Molecule: messenger RNA, 648 nt
Organism: Micromonas commoda
Lineage: Eukaryota; Viridiplantae; Chlorophyta; Mamiellophyceae; Mamiellales; Mamiellaceae
Source: the annotation of a RefSeq genome assembly
AUGACAAAGUUAGAAGCACUUUUAGAGGCUGGUGUUCAUUUUGGUCACCAAGUAGGGCGUUGGAAUUCAAAAAUGGCACCGUAUAUCCAUGAAACAAAAAAUGGUGUACAUAUUCUUGAUCUUGUACAAACACUUGAUGAUUUAGAAAAAGCCCGUCCUGUUUUAAAGCGUGCCAAAAAUGUUUUAUUCGUAGGAACACGUCCACAAAUUGCUCCAAUUAUUGAAACUACAGCUCAAAAAGUAAAUGGGCAUUAUGUAAGUACACGUUGGGUUGGUGGUCUUCUUACAAAUUGGAAAACAAUGUCAAUGUGUCUUCAAAAAUUAAAUCGUUUAGAUAAGCAGUUAAGUGAAGAUGGUAAGGCAUCUGGUCUUUCAAAAAAAGCUAUUCUUCAACUUAAAAAACAACGUGCACGCCUUGAGAAAUUCUUUGGUGGAUUACGUGGCUUAUCUGAAUUACCUGAUCUUGUAGUUAUUGUAGGGCAACCACACGAAAAAAAUGCUGUAAAUGAAUGCCAGCGUUUAGGGAUUCCAACAAUUACAUUACUUGAUUCAAACUGUGAUCCAACGAUGUCAACAUAUGGGAUUACCGCGAAUGAUGAUUCAACACGUUCUGUAGAAAUUAUUCUUGAAUCAUUAAUUGCAAAUUAA